AUGGGGACCACAGAAUGCCAAACCACAUUAUGGCUCAUCUACCUGAUGCUGUUGAUUGGCACAGUCACUCAGACUGCUAAUGCCUCUCACAUCGGCAGAGUGUGCACAACUUGGGGACACUAUCACUGGAAGACCUUUGAUGGAAAUUUCUUCCAGCUGGCCUCUACCUGUAACCAUGUCCUGGCUUCCCAGUGUAAGAACACCUACGAAAAUUUCAACGUCCAGAUGAGACGCAAGUCGGUCGACAACAUACCCACCAUCAGCAAAAUCAUCAUGAAGCUGGACGGUACUGUAGUUGAGCUCUCCAACAGUUCAGCGAUUGUCAAUGGCGAGACGGUGUCGCUGCCGUUUGUCACGUUCGGGGUGACUGUCAAGGGGACCUCAUCUAGCGUCUCUGUCGAAGCUAAGCUAGGAAUCAGAGUUAUUUGGAACCUGGAUGACUCUCUGGAUAUUGAAAUAGAUAACAAAUACCAGAACCAGACAUGUGGACUCUGUGGAAACUUUGACGGCACCGCCAAUGAUUUAGUGAAAGACGGAGCUGCGCUGUCUGUGACAGACUAUGCUGAUACCUACAAGGUGAACGGGCCGACAGAGACCUGUGAGGAGCCUGAGCUCAACCCGGUCCUGAGCUGUGGCGAUAAGAAACAACAGCUCACUUUCCUGCAGUUCUGUGUCCGUAUAAGUCGCUAA
Messenger RNA from Micropterus dolomieu (smallmouth bass), 690 nucleotides. Its product is annotated as mucin-5AC-like. The record is from RefSeq and is a predicted model, not a curated record. Gene Ontology annotation, cellular component: extracellular matrix. NCBI's taxonomy places the organism in Eukaryota, Metazoa, Chordata, Actinopteri, Centrarchiformes, Centrarchidae. Bases 1 to 690 code for a protein of 229 amino acids. The transcript is spliced from 6 exons.